AUGGCGGCGGCCGAUGGCGACGACUCUCUCUACCCCAUCGCGGUGCUCAUAGACGAGCUCCGCAAUGAGGACGUUCAGCUUCGCCUCAACAGCAUCAAGAAGCUGUCCACCAUCGCCUUGGCCCUCGGCGUGGAGAGGACGCGCAGUGAGCUGCUGCCCUUCCUGACAGACACCAUCUACGAUGAGGAUGAGGUCCUCUUGGCCCUGGCGGAACAGCUGGGAACCUUCACCACGCUGGUCGGAGGCCCGGAGUACGUGCACUGCCUGCUGCCACCCCUGGAGUCGCUGGCCACCGUGGAGGAGACGGUGGUGCGGGACAAGGCGGUGGAGUCCUUGCGGGCCAUCUCCCACGAACACUCGCCCUCCGACCUGGAGGCCCACUUCGUGCCCCUGGUGAAGCGGCUGGCGGGCGGCGACUGGUUCACCUCCCGCACCUCGGCCUGCGGCCUCUUCUCCGUCUGCUACCCCCGCGUGUCCAGCGCCGUCAAGGCGGAGCUUCGACAGUACUUCCGGAACCUGUGCUCAGAUGACACCCCCAUGGUGCGGCGGGCCGCAGCCUCCAAGCUGGGGGAGUUCGCCAAGGUGCUGGAGCUGGACAACGUCAAGAGCGAGAUCAUCCCCAUGUUCUCCAACCUGGCCUCUGACGAGCAGGACUCGGUGCGGCUGCUGGCGGUGGAGGCAUGCGUGAACAUCGCCCAGCUCCUGCCCCAGGAGGACCUGGAGGCCCUGGUGAUGCCCACCCUGCGCCAAGCCGCGGAGGACAAGUCGUGGCGCGUGCGGUACAUGGUGGCCGACAAGUUCACAGAGCUCCAGAAAGCCGUGGGCCCGGAGAUCACCAAGACAGACUUGGUGCCCGCCUUCCAGAACCUGAUGAAAGACUGUGAGGCCGAGGUGAGGGCCGCAGCCUCCCACAAGGUCAAAGAAUUCUGUGAAAACCUCUCCGCUGACUGCCGGGAGAAUGUGAUCAUGACCCAGAUCUUGCCCUGCAUCAAGGAGCUGGUGUCAGACGCCAACCAACACGUCAAAUCGGCCCUGGCUUCGGUCAUCAUGGGCCUCUCUCCCAUCCUGGGCAAAGACAACACCAUCGAGCACCUUCUGCCCCUCUUCCUGGCUCAGCUGAAGGACGAGUGCCCAGAGGUGCGGCUCAACAUCAUCUCCAACCUGGACUGCGUGAACGAGGUGAUCGGCAUCCGGCAGCUGUCCCAGUCCCUGCUCCCCGCCAUCGUGGAGCUGGCUGAGGACGCCAAGUGGCGGGUGCGGCUGGCCAUCAUCGAGUACAUGCCGCUGCUGGCUGGGCAGCUGGGGGUGGAGUUUUUUGAUGAGAAACUCAACUCCUUGUGCAUGGCCUGGCUUGUGGAUCAUGUCUAUGCCAUUCGAGAGGCGGCCACCAGCAACCUGAAGAAGCUGGUGGAGAAGUUCGGGAAGGAGUGGGCCCACGCCACGAUCAUCCCCAAGGUCUUGGCCAUGUCUGGGGAUCCCAACUACCUGCACCGCAUGACCACCCUCUUCUGUAUCAAUGUGCUGUCUGAGGUCUGCGGGCAGGAAAUCACCACCAAGCACAUGCUGCCCACGGUGCUGCGGAUGGCCGGGGACCCCGUCGCCAACGUCCGCUUCAACGUGGCCAAGUCCCUGCAGAAGAUAGGGCCCAUCCUGGACAACAGCACACUGCAGAGCGAGGUGAAGCCCAUUCUAGAGAAGCUGACCCAGGACCAGGAUGUGGACGUCAAGUACUUUGCCCAGGAGGCCCUGAGUGUUCUGUCUCUCGCCUGA
This is a messenger RNA of Pipistrellus nathusii (Nathusius's pipistrelle), 1770 nucleotides long. The record is from the annotation of a GenBank genome assembly. Lineage: Eukaryota; Metazoa; Chordata; Mammalia; Chiroptera; Vespertilionidae.